Molecule: messenger RNA, 1506 nt
Organism: Trichoderma citrinoviride
Lineage: Eukaryota; Fungi; Ascomycota; Sordariomycetes; Hypocreales; Hypocreaceae
Exons: 6
Coding region: 1-1506 (501 amino acids)
Biological process (GO): regulation of DNA-templated transcription
Molecular function (GO): zinc ion binding; DNA-binding transcription factor activity, RNA polymerase II-specific
Source: RefSeq, a predicted model, not a curated record
AUGGACUUCACCGGUGCCGGGACAGACACGAGCCCGCUCAGCAGCCUCGGCUCUGGCCUGCGCAAGCUGGAUCGCAUGAAUGGCGACGGCGGCGCGGCGUCGCGCCAGAAGAGCUGCAACGCCUGCGUCCGAGGCAAGCGGCGCUGCGACAAGCGGACUCCCAGAUGCUCGAGGUGCGCGACCAAGGGCCUGGACUGCGUCUACCAGCGACAGCCUCCUCCCUCUGCGUCGUCGACUCUUCCUCAGCAGCAGCAGCAGCAACAGACACAGACACAGAAUCACUGCUCCACGCCCGAGAUGCCGCCCGAGUUCGACAUGAGCUUCGACAUCGAGAGCCUCGGCACCGCAACCGGCACAAACACGAGCCCCGAGAGCCUCCAGCAGGACGGGACCCUGCACCUCGGCGGCGACCCCCAGGCGCAGCACCACCACCACCAGCACCAGCACACGCCGGACCUGGGCUUCAUCGUCGACUUGAUGACCGCCGGCGACGACACUGGCCCGGGCAGCCUGUGGGACCUGACGGGCUUUGGGGUCGGCAGCAAGAUGGACCUCCCGCCGGUGCCCGUGCAACAGCAGCAACAGCAGCAACAACAACAGCAGCAGCAGCAACAGCAGCAGCAGCAACCCGUCCGUGACCUCUCGAUCCUGCAGAACGAGGAUCAGUGCAUCAUCUCCGACGUGCUGCAGGUCCACGACCCCCGCAGCAAGAUCGGCUUCAUCGUCAAGAGCAUAUCGGACAUGUACGUCACCUUCACCCAGCGGCGCGAGGCCCCCUUCAUGCACCCGCGCCUCUGGAUGGCGCAGCUGCCCAAGACCAUCACCACGGCCUUUGCCGCCGCCUCGGCCUACUCGACGCGCACGCCCGCCACGCGAGGCUGGACGCUCAAGGUGCUGCUGGACGCGGUGCGCGAGGUCCAUCGGGACGGCGAGAGGGCGACGACGCACGCGGACCGGCUGGCCAGGGUGCAGGCGCUGCUGCUGCUCAACUCGAUGCGCAUCUUUGACGGAGACGUGAGCAUGCGGGCGGCGGCGGAGAGGGAGAUGAGCGUGAUGCUGGCGUGGGUCAAGGACCUGGUCGUGGUCAAGAAUGAGCUCGAAGAGGGCUUUCCGCCGUCGGUUCUCAUGACGAGAGACAAGCCGCCAAAGAGCUGGGAGAGCUGGAUCCUGCUCGAAUGCACGAGGCGGACCAUCAUGAUCGCCUUUGCCCUCAUGUGUCUCGUCUUCGUCCUCAAGUCCGAAGAAGCCCCCGCCGACUUCUGGGAAGACGGCCACAGCUUCACGGCCUCGCGGCACCUCUGGGAGGCCACGUCCUCGGUCGAGUUCUUCCGCGCCUGGCGCGAGAAGCCGCAGUACUGCAUUACGGACCUGAGCUUCAAGGAGUUUUGGAUGUAUGCCCGGCCGGACGAUAUGGAUGAGUUUACGAAGCUGAUGCUGACUACGCAAGUUGGUGUUGAUGCCAUUGAGCAUUUCCUCACCGGCGAGACAACAAUCCCAGUGCAAUGA